AUGAACAGUACCUGUGACUCAGGUGAGCCCAGCUGGCCCGCCUCGGUCAAGAACGCCGUCUCCGCCUAUGUGGGCCUGCUGCUGGCGCUCGGGCUGCUGCUCAACGGCCUGGCACUUUGGGUGUUCUGCUGCCGCAUGCGGCGGUGGACGGAGACACACAUCUACAUGGCCAACCUGGCGGUGGCCGACCUCUGCCUCCUCUGCGCCCUGCCCUUCUUCCUGUAUUUCCUGAGGGACACGGACAGGGACACGCCCUUCUGCCAGCUCUCCCAGGGCAUCUACCUGGCCAACAGGUACAUGAGCAUCAGCCUGGUGACGGCCAUCGCCGUGGACCGCUACGUGGCUGUGCGACACCCGCUGCGUGCCCGCGCCCUCCGCUCCCCCCGCCAGGCCGCGGCCGUGUGCGUGGCGCUCUGGGUGCUGGUGGCCGGCUCGCUGGUGCUCCGGUGGGCGCUGGGGGUGCAGGAGGGCGGCUUCUGCUUCCUGAGCGGCUCCCGGCACGGCUCCGGCACCACGGUCUUCUCCCUGCUGGGCUUCUACCUGCCGCUGGCCGUGCUGGUCUUCUGCUCCCUGCAGGUGGCCACUGCCCUGGGCCGGAGGCCGGCUGCCGACGCGGCCCAGGUGGAAGCCACCCGGAGGGCCAUCCGCCUGGUCUGGGCCAACCUGGUCGUGUUCGUGGCCUGCUUCCUGCCCUUGCACGUGGUGCUGACGGUGCGCGUGGCCACGAGCCUGAGCACCUCCGCCCUCUGCCACGCCCUCCAAAUCACCAGCAAGCUCUCGUAUGCCAACUGCUGCCUGGAUGCCAUCUGCUACUACUUCACGGCCAAGGAGUUCCAGGAGGCGUCGGCACUGGCCUUGAGGCCCGCCGCCAAGGCCCACAGGAGCCAGGACUCGUUCUCUGUGACCGUGGCCUAG
This is a messenger RNA of Hyaena hyaena (striped hyena), 915 nucleotides long. It is a transcript of the gene GPR35, whose product is annotated as G protein-coupled receptor 35. Gene Ontology annotation, cellular component: membrane. Lineage: Eukaryota; Metazoa; Chordata; Mammalia; Carnivora; Hyaenidae. Bases 1 to 915 code for a protein of 304 amino acids. The record is from RefSeq and is a predicted model, not a curated record. Gene Ontology annotation, biological process: phospholipase C-activating G protein-coupled receptor signaling pathway; positive regulation of Rho protein signal transduction. The transcript has a single exon. Gene Ontology annotation, molecular function: G protein-coupled receptor activity.